This is a messenger RNA of Coccidioides posadasii C735 delta SOWgp, 2309 nucleotides long. It is a transcript of the gene RTC5, whose product is annotated as Restriction of telomere capping protein 5. Gene Ontology annotation, biological process: response to oxidative stress. Gene Ontology annotation, cellular component: nucleus. The record is from RefSeq and is a predicted model, not a curated record. NCBI's taxonomy places the organism in Eukaryota, Fungi, Ascomycota, Eurotiomycetes, Onygenales, Onygenaceae.
CGACAACCAACCAGUUGGUAACUAACUAUCGAGACAAUUCAUUGGCCCUUUCAUGAGGCGCCCUGCCUUACACAUGAAUCCGUGUUGUCACUCGCGGAGUAAUAGUUACAAAAUAUACAACGGACGCGGUUGAUAAUCUAUUAGUUAGCUGGCUCAAAAUGGGCGCCGGUCAGUCGACGAGGAGCUCUCUGAAUAAGUCGUCUCCCGAGGAGCUGAGCCACGUUCUGGCUCAUCGAUUUGCCUCGAAAUGCUUUACACCCCUCGAACUCACCCAUUUCAAGGACAACUUCAACUCUAGGGCUCUCGAUGAAAAUGGCCUUCGCCAUUGGAAUGAAGAGAUCCUCUCCCAGUUCUUGGGGAUCCCGGAUGGCGCUGGAGAAAAAGCCGGCCCGCACACCGAUGCUACGCUUGACGCUGGGCCUGUAAUAUUUCGCAUGGUGUCCUAUCUGGGCGCGUUCCCGUUUCAGAAUACGCUCGCACCCAGCGUGCUUACUUACGAGGCUAUCAUUAAGGUCGUUGUGCUCCUAACAGAGAGAUACGGCCGAGUUCUGAGAAGAGGGAGAAAAGAUCGCAUUAAAUUGCUAUUUGGUAGCCUGGCUGAUGUUGGUCGUACUCAAGUUGAGGAAAAGGAGAUGCCUGUACAGGAGUCAAAUGAUGGUAAAGCAAACGGUAUUGCAAAGGGCAACCCUUCUCAUGUUACAGGGUUUGCUAUCGAUGCGCCUGCGAACGACGACGAAGAAGAAGAAGACGAUGAUGAUGACCUGGCCCUUGCUGCCUUGGAAUCUCUGGAUGCAAUUGAAGUGUUUAAGCACGAUCAACGCAUCGAUCGGAGCGUAUAUAAGGCACGAGUUUCCAUCGAUACUUUUCGGAGGCUUAUCGCCUUGAUUCUUGUUAUUGCGCCUCUACAUCCUAUUGGAACGACGUCCAAGUUGAUUGCAGAUCAAGAUGCAGAAUCAAUUGAUGCCAUCCAAGCCCAAGUAGAUAGCAUCAUCGCCGCUUUUGGCGAAGAAGCCGACAAUGAUGGUAUUACUUAUAAGUCCUUCUCUAGAGUUCUUAGGACAUCUCUUCCCUUCCUAUUCGAUCCAUUAACGCCCCUAUUUGAGCAUUUUCUGUUCAGCAAAAACCUUGAUUUAUCACGGCGAAAAGAGUCACGAUCCACAGAGCCGGAACACGAGAAGUCAAGCUCAACCCCGCCUCCCCAUUCUCCUCAUUCCGAAUCUGUAUUUCUCCCUGGUCCUUUUGAAUCGAAUAUCCUAAACACUGCGUUGUUAUCUCACCUUUCAUUCUUCCUUUCGACUUCAUACCCACUUCCCAAUCUAUUCCGUAAUGGAACCCGUCUACACCCAGUUUUCUCUUCAGUAUACCACGGUGAAUCAUUAACAGCGUUCUCCCAUCACGUCCUUACCUGGCAUGCGCCUAGUAUUCUUCUCCUAAAAGGAGUCACGGACUCUUCUUCCUCGAGACAAGACACAGUUCUAGUGGGAGCAUAUUUGCCUGAACCCUGGAAACAGUCCAGUACCACCUCCUCGGACCAUGCGUCUGACUACCUGGACUCGUCUAAGUUCCCCUGCCUCUUCCAGCUGCUACCAACUCACACCGUCCUCCUGGCCUCCCCGUUCUUCAAAACCCUCAAAUUCAACAUGCCCGUGGCGUCAUUCUCUACAAAAUCCGGUAUUGCCCUGGGUUGCAUGAUCCCUCCCUCCUCACGCACAUCGUUGCACCAUGACCUCCGUCCGCGACCCGCUGGCGGAGGUAGUUUGAUAAUUGACCCUGCCCUCGAGAAUGCAACAUUCGUCGUCUCCGACGGCUUGAACGGUGAUGGGGUAUUCCUACCUCCAGGUCUUUCCCCUUCAUCCUCGUCAUCCUUCUCUGCUUCAGCAUUGUCCUCCACAACGUCCAUAUCUGUACACGCCAUCGAAGUAUGGGGUGUGGUACCCACACAACCCGAGUUGGGCCCCGUUUUGGAUCCUGAUUCCUCACGGGGGGAUGCUGUUGCAGCGCAGAAAGCCGCGUGGGAUUUCGAGGCGCGCGAAGCAGAGAGGAGAAGGACCAUUCACUUGAAAGUUGGCGGAGGUGAUAGUGAGGAGCAGACUGGAAGGGCUUUGUUAGAGAUGGCUGGGAUUAUUGGGGAUUCGAAUUAUAGUCCGCGGAAACAUUAAUGAGACUGUUUCUUUUUAUGGGUUUACAGGUAUGGACCGGUAUGCAUGGAGUACAUUGGCAUGGCGCGGCUUUCCGUUUGCCUUCUGAUUAAAUGGCUUAGCACUUUGAAGAAAAAUUGUCCGUCGUCAGCGCUCUUCUGAAGGGGUUUA